CUGUACCUAAAAGUUAAAUGGCGGGAUCAGAUAGCUCCGAGGAAGACGAGCCCAUUGCGGCGCCGCAAGCGGUCCCUGCGCCCCCUGUACGACGCUGUCUAAAUCUCCAGCGUCUUGUCUGUCUUGCCAUAUUAAUAUCUCCCGUGCUCUCGCUCCGUAGAAGGCGUGGAUGGACGAAGACGCCGACGAGGAGGAGGAGGACGCCGAUCUGAGCCAAUUACAACGCCAGCGCACGCCCAAAUUCAAGCGCUGCGUUGCCGCCGUGGAGAAGGACCAAUGGAACGCCGACGCGUGGAUCGCGCUCAUGAACGAGGUGCAGCUGCUGCCCAUUACCGAAGCCCGUGAGCACUACGAGGCCUUUUUGAAGCAGUUCCCCACCUCUGGGAGAUGGUGGAAACUCUACGCCGAGCACGAGCUGCGAGAGAAACAGUACGACCGAGUACAGGAGAUCAUCAAGAAGUCGCUCAUGCAGCUGCGCUGUCCCAAUGUGGAUCUCUGGCGCUUCUAUUUGGACUUCACUAAGGUUGUCAAGCUGGAUGUGGCUGUGGACUCGAAGGACGCGGCGGCUAUUGCCACAGCCAGACAACUCAUGGUGGACGCCUUCGAACUGGCGGUCGAGAGAGUGGGGGGCUCUAUCCAUGCAGCCCCUAUCUGGCAGAUGUACUUGACCUUUGUGCAGGAGGAACAGGACCCGCAGGCCUUCUUGAACGUGAGGAAGCUCUACCAUCGCAUGGUUAUGGUGCCACUCAAUGGCAUGGAAACGAUCUGGAGAGACUACGAGAAAUUUGAAAGAGCCAUCCCAAAUAACGAGGCGUUGGCACAGAAUUUCUUCAAGGUCUUCAGACCAAAGUUUGACGCGGCACGAGCGGUGCUGCGAGACCGUAAAAAGCUGUACGACCAGGUGAAUACAAACGCUCUGGCUGUCCCUGCGACGAGCUCGAGGGCUGAUACAGCGGAUAUGGCCAACUGGCAGAAGAUUCUCGCGCUGGAAAUGGGGAACCCCGAGAGAUUAGACGCGCUGCGUCUCAAGUCGCGUAUGCGCUACACGCUCGAGCUCUUUGUGAGCGUCAAGCGGCAUUAUCCCGAGGCAUGGUACCAAUACGCUGCGUACGAGAACCAAGCGAAUGAUCCGGAUGCAGCGACCAGCGUGUUUGAACGAGCGAUUGAAGCAAUCCCCGACUCGAGCUACCUGCACUUUGCAUUUGCUGACCACCACGAACUUCGUGGAGAUAUUCCCGCUGCUAAGGCCAUUUACGAAAAGUUGCUCAAGGAUCAUGUGUCGGCUCUCGCAUAUGUCACGUAUCAACGCUUUGCUCGCCGAGCGUACGGCGCCAAGGGGCUAGCAGAGGCUCGAGCAAUCUUUAAGAGAGCACGCAAAGACGAACGGGAGGGAGCGUGUACAUACCACGUAUUCGCUGCGUCAGCCCUGUUGGAGUUUUACAGCGACAAUUCCGAAGCCGGGAAAGACAUUGCACUCAAGAUCUUUGAGCUAGGCUUGAAGAAAUGUAUUCAGGAGCCUGCCUACGUGUUGUGCUACCUUGACUUCCUCGGCCAUCUUAAUGAUGACAACAAUAUGCGGUCCUUGUUCGAGAAGGUGUUGUCGGUCAUGCCGUCGGAGGUAUCACGCCCGAUUUGGGACCGAUACGUUGAGUUCGAGCACACAAUGGUAGCCAGCGGUGGUGAUCUCGCCACUGUUGCAAAGGUGGAAGCUCGGCGGGCCAUGGCGUUCCCGGAUGAACCAUUCGUGGAGAUGAAAGGACUACUGAGUAUUGCCCACCGGUAUUCAUUCCUGGACUUGCGGCCGCCGACGAGUUGUGAUCAGAAUUUCCUCGACAUGUAUCGUUCGUCGUCCCGAGGUGGGUCCUCUGGAGCCAAUCGUGAUGAUGACGAUGGAGAAGGAAUGGGAGGCGCAGGAGGAUUCAAUAUUGACAUGGACAGGCAAAUUCCUGGUCCUCCGUUGCCUGAUUUCUUGAAGGAGUUUGCAGGGAUGUUGCCGUUGAAUCUGCCCUGGAACGGGCCGAUCGCUGAUGUGGAACACAUCUUCCGCGCCAUGCUGCUAGUGGAUUUCCCUCCUCGUUCGCGCAUUGAGCAGAUGGCGCAACAACAACAGCAGCAGAUGCAACAGCAACUAGCACUUCAGCACCAACAACAGCUUCAGCAACAAGCUGCUGAAGCUGAAAAGAAUAGUGCGCUUGGCGACGAUGACGGCGCGUCUGGAGUGGUCAGCAAGCGACCCGCUCACGAUAUCUUCCGCUCGCGUCAAAAGCAAAAACUGUCGAAACUCGGAUAGUUUACGGUGGGACGAGUAGAGAAGGCUCGAAUACUAACAUCACGAGCUCUUGUGCGUCUUCUUUUGCUUUUUGAAGUUGACGACAAUGGUCGGAAAUCCCAGGUCCUCGUUGUCCUGCAGUCCCACCGCAGACUUUUUUCUUCCUGUUACAACCUUGCCAUUCGGUGCGUAAGACUUGACAACAAACCCAUCAGCGCCAUCGUCCUCUUCUUCAGACAGCGAGUCCUCAUCAAGUUCCUCUAGUUCCUCGUCGUCCUCGAGAUCGGUCUCAUCGUCAUCAUUGUCCAUCGACAGAGCAGGACGCCAAUCUUUGAGAAGUGCAGCUGUGAGCUCCUUUGCCUGGAGAGUCCGACACGCAGAGACGAGUUUGUCGUCGCUCAGCAUCACAUCUCGAUGCUCGUAGUCGCUCCAAAUACUUUCCGCAGACUCCCAGUCGAUCUUUGCUGUUUCCAAUGCGAUGUUAUUCACCGCACUAUUCAAUGACAACACAAGCACAGUUAAGGA
This is a messenger RNA of Phytophthora nicotianae INRA-310, 2794 nucleotides long. RefSeq lists its product as hypothetical. The transcript is spliced from 4 exons. Gene Ontology annotation, biological process: mRNA 3'-end processing. The record is from RefSeq and is a predicted model, not a curated record. Gene Ontology annotation, cellular component: nucleus. Bases 170 to 2290 code for a protein of 706 amino acids. Gene Ontology annotation, molecular function: mRNA binding; protein binding. Lineage: Eukaryota; Oomycota; Peronosporomycetes; Peronosporales; Peronosporaceae.